AUGGGGCUGGUUCAUGACGCAGGAAAGGAGUCCAUGGGGCUGGUUCAUGACGCAGGAAAGGAGUCCAUGGGGCUGGUUCAUGACGCAGGAAAGGAGUCCAUGGGGCUGGUUCAUGACGCAGGAAAGGAGUCCAUGGGGCUGGUUCAUGACGCAGGAAAGGAGUCCAUGGGGCUGGUUCAUGACGCAGGAAAGGAGUCCAUGGGGCUGCUUCAUGACACAGGAAAGGAGUCCAUGGGGAUGGUUCAUGACGCAGGAAAGGAGUCCAUGGGGCUGCUUCAUGACGCAGGAAAGGAGUCCAUGGACUGCUUCAUGACGCAGGAAAGGAGUCCAUGGGGCUGGUUCAUGACGCAGGAAAGGAGUCCAUGGGGCUGCUUCAUGACACAGGAAAGGAGUCCAUGGGACUGCUUCAUGACGCAGAAAUACUUUGUCGGGGGACAAGACUUGCCGGGGGGCAGACUGUGCCAGGGGUCAGACUGUGCCGGGGGUCAGACUGUGUUGGGGGCCAGACUGUGUCGGGGGUCAGACUGUGCCGUGGGUCAGACUGUGUCGGGGGCCAGACUGUGUUGGGGGCCAGACUGUGUCGGGGGCCAGACUGUGUCGGGGGCCAGACUGUGUCGGGGGACAGACUGUGUCGGGGGACAGACUGUGUCAGGGGACAGACUCUGUCGGGGGACAGACUGUGUCGGGGGACAGACUGUGUCGGGGGACAGACUGUGUCGAGGGUCAGACUGUGUCGGGGGUCAGACUGUGUCGGGGGUCAGACUGUGUCGGGGGUCAGACUGUGUCGGGGCUCAGACUGUGUCGGGGGUCAGACUGUGUCGCGGGCCAGACUGUGUCGGGGGACAGACUCUGUCGGGGGCAGACUGUGUCGGAGGGCAGACUGUGUCGGAGGGCAGACUGUGUCGGGGGCACACUGUCGGGGGACAGACUGUGUCAGGGGACAGACUGUGUCGGGGGCCAGACUGUGUCGGGGGGCAGACUGUGUCGGGGGGCAGACUGUGUCGGGGGCCAGACUGUGUCGGGGAGCAGACUGUGUCGGGGCCAGACUUUGUCGGGGGACAGACUGUGUCGGGGGACAAACUAUGUCGGGGGACAGACUUUUUCGGGGGACAGACUGUGUCGGGGGACAGACUGUGUCGGGGGUCAGACUGUGUCGGGGGACAGACUGUGUCGGGGGACAGACUUUUUCGGGGGACAGACUGUGUGGGGGGACAGACUGUAUCGGGGGACAGACUGUGUCGGUGGCAGACUGUGUCGGGGGACAAACUAUACUGUGUCGGGGGACAGACUGUGUCGGGGGCAGACUUUGUCGGGGGACAGACUGUGUCGGGGGACAGACUGUGUCGGGGGACAGACUGUGUCGGGGGGCAGACUGUGUCGGGGGCAGACUGUGUCGGGGCAGACUGUGUCGGGGGUCAGACUGUGUCGCGUGAUAGACUGUGUCGGGGGACAGACUGUGUCGGGGGCCAGACUGUGUCGGGGGGCAGACUGUGUCGGGGGCAGACUGUGUCGGGGGGCAGACUGUGUCGGGGGGCAGACUGUGCCGGGGGUCAGAUUGUGCCGGGGGUCAGACUGUGCAGGGGGUCAGACUGUGCCGGGGGUCAGACUGUGUCGGGGGACAAGCUUUGUCGGGGGCCAGACUUUGUCGGGGGACAAGCUUUGUCGGAAGACAGACUUUGUCGGGGGACAGACUGUGUUGGGGAGCAGACUUUGUCGGGGGGCAGACUGUGUCGGGGGGCAGACUGUGUCGGGGGCAGACUGUGUCGGGGGGCAGACUGUGUCGGGGGGCAGACUGUGUCGGGGGUCAGACUGUGCCGGGGGUCAGACUGUGUCGGGGGUCAGACUGUGCCGGGGGCCAGACUGUGUCGGGGGGGCAGACUGUGUCGGGGGGCAGACUGUGUCGGGGGUCAGACUGUGUCGGGGGCAGACUGUGUCGGGGGCAGACUGUGUCAAGGGGGCAGGCUGUGUCGGGGGCAGAUUGUGCCAGUCUGGUAG
This is a messenger RNA of Procambarus clarkii (red swamp crayfish), 1995 nucleotides long. NCBI's taxonomy places the organism in Eukaryota, Metazoa, Arthropoda, Malacostraca, Decapoda, Cambaridae. The record is from RefSeq and is a predicted model, not a curated record.